UCACCCAGUUCGUUUGCCAACCUCACUCUUCAACCUUCAUCAUCGAACUUUUCCAUCCGAACUAUUCGACAACUUAAUCAUCAUCUUCGCCUUGAGCGCUAGCGGUUGACUUGAGCGAUCUCUGUUUCUUGAUAACUCGAUCCAGCCUGUAUCCAGACGCGAUUCACAUCCAAAUCCAUCAGCGAACUCAAUCCUCGAUCCUUCCUCCAGGUGCACAAAGAUUAACCCACAGACAUCUUAGGAUACAAAUUGAUUUCAGAAGAGAUAAAUUGAUUUCAGAAGAGAUAUCAUCAGGCUCGCUGUGGAUACAUUUGGCAUCGAAAUAGACCAAGGUGGCCUGCUGAUACUGUGGAUGUAGCUUGAGGUUGUUGGGAUUGGUCAACUGCUGAGGCUGUUACGGGCGGUUACUUGUUGUUCAACUAUUUUUGCGGCUUCAUCGCUGCCAUUUGUACAUUUUUCGUCGUGUUUUUCUGCUCUCUUUCCAGAUUUUUUGAGCUAUUGAAACCAGAACUUGAUUCCCCAUAUCUCAGUACGAAAACAAAGAUAAAAAAUAACCUUGGCUUUGUACGGUCGCAUUACCUGGCUCAAGCCUGUUGCGUCUACUGAAAACUGGGUGUCGUUUGCCACCAAAUCGUGCGACAGUUGAGGGAGACCAUCACACCAUAUAUACGGAGUCGAAAACCAAGUACGACAGAAAACGAUACCAACAGUCCACGAAAUAUUUCAUCCCUUCUCCAGUACCUCCUGGCUGACUGCCCAAAGGCUGGAGUUCACCAACAUUGACGUGGUUAAAAUAUUGCCACGAUGACUUCUUCCGUUUUCUUCAAGUUCAAGUCGCAAAAGGAGCCCACCCGGGUCGAAUUUGACGGCACCGGAAUCUCUGUGUUCGAGCUGAAACGUGAUAUUAUUAUAAAAGGUGGCCUGGGAGAUGGAACAGAAUUUGAUCUCAAAAUAUAUAACGAAGAUGGAAACGAAGAGUAUACUGAUGACACCACAAUAAUUCCGAGGUCCACCUCGAUCAUCGCCCGCCGCUUACCACCCAUAAAGGCUGGAGCGGGCAAGGCGGCUCGCUACAUGUCGGGAAAGAUGCCAGUUAAUGCAAAGAAUUCGUCCAGGAAAGAGAUGCCUACUGCUAAAUCCACCUCAAAGGCAGCCGUGAGCUCCAACUUUGCUCCCAAAAUGAACGAUGCAAUGUCUGAGGAGGAACGUAUGGCUGCCAUGUUUCAAGCACAGAACGAGCAGUGGUCCGCGCAACAGGACGAGAUGGCGAACCAAACACCGAUCGCCCGUUCUGGUGGCAACAAAAAAGGAGGACCACCCCCCAACGUCCCAGAUCACGAGCCGCCUACGGGGUACGUAUGCUAUCGAUGUGGAGAGAAGGGACACUGGAUUCAAGUAUGCCCAACGAAUGACGAUCCGAACUUUGACAACAAACCACGAGUUAAGCGAACCACAGGAAUUCCUAGGUCGAUGCUGAGGACAGUCGAGAAGCCAGUCGCCCUCACAGGCGACGGGAUGGCGGAUGAUGUGAAAGCUCUGUCCGGCGUCAUGGUUAACGCCGAAGGCGAGUUUGUAGUUGCAGAGCCGGACAAGGCUUCUUGGGAGCAGUUUCAGGCAAAGACGAAGUCGUCUGCUGCGGCGCAACAAGCAGCUGCAUCAGGUAACAAGGAGUUGCAAGACAGAGGAUUAGAGUGCCCAAUCGACAAACGCAUGUUCAUAGACCCAAUGAAGACGCCUUGUUGUGAGAAGACGUAUUGCAAUGAUUGCAUAACUAACGCACUCAUUGAGAGCGAUUUCAAAUGCCCUGGUUGUCAAACAGAAGAAGUCCUUAUUGACAACUUAAAACCUGACGAAGAGGUGUCUAAGCUCAUCAAGGAUUAUGUUGAAGAGAAAGAAAAAAUAAAAGAGGCCCCAAAGAGUCCUAGCAAUCCCGAAUCCGCAUCAGAACAAGCCUCAACCGAGCCAACUGCCAACAAGACCGGAUCCGCGUCGCCAAAACCCGGAUCUCCUGCUGUUGUUUCAUCCCCAAAGCCUUCAGAUUCAGAAAAGCCGGCAGAGAAGUCACAGGUAGUUAACCCUACUGGAUCCGACUCUAAGAAACGCCCUGCAGAGGAUCCCCUUGAGAAUCCCAGGAUACCAAAGGGCCCUAAGGCGAUGCAACAGCAGGAAGCGCAAAGGCAGGCAGGAAUGCAACAACAGGCCAUGAUGAAUGGCAUGAACCCCAUGCAAGGAUUUCCAAACGCACCCUUCGACAUGUCACAACAGUUUGGGAAUGCGUACGGUAUGGGCAUGGGAAUGGGCAACAUAAAUAUGAAUAUGAUGAGUGCGUACGGAAUGAUGAACCCGAUGAUGAACCCGAUGAUGAACCCGAUGAUGGCCAUGAACGGCUUCCCGAUGAACGGCGGAUUUUCCGGCAUGAACAUGAACAUGCCUAACAUGAAUGGACCGUACGGUGGCGGAUAUGGGGGUGGUAUGGGGAGUGGAGGGGGUUACAAUAAUUCAAGGCCGAAUAUGCCAUCAGUUCAACCAGGUGAAUUUCCAAAUCAACAGAAGACGAUUUUUGCAGGGAACUUGCCAAAUGAGGAGGACAAUGCAUAUUUCAGGAACCCCGUCAACCCUCACCGACACCAGGGACGACAGAAGAGAAGCCGUCCAAGUGAUUUCAGGGAGCUCUAGUUGGGAGGAAUAGUUUUCGUAGGGAGGGUUUAGUUAGCUAAUACUGGGGUCAUUUAUAGAUUACUGUAUAAUAAAAAAUAAAAUUAACUGAAAUGCUUG
This is a messenger RNA of Pseudogymnoascus destructans, 2775 nucleotides long. RefSeq lists its product as uncharacterized. The transcript has 3 exons. Gene Ontology annotation, biological process: protein ubiquitination; ubiquitin-dependent protein catabolic process; mRNA processing. The record is from RefSeq and is a predicted model, not a curated record. Gene Ontology annotation, molecular function: zinc ion binding; ubiquitin protein ligase activity; nucleic acid binding. Gene Ontology annotation, cellular component: nucleus. NCBI's taxonomy places the organism in Eukaryota, Fungi, Ascomycota, Leotiomycetes, Thelebolales, Thelebolaceae. Bases 805 to 2676 code for a protein of 623 amino acids.